Nelumbo nucifera (sacred lotus) is the source of this 1764-nucleotide messenger RNA. Its product is annotated as cation transporter HKT1;3-like. Gene Ontology annotation, biological process: monoatomic cation transport; transmembrane transport. The record is from RefSeq and is a predicted model, not a curated record. Gene Ontology annotation, cellular component: plasma membrane. Lineage: Eukaryota; Viridiplantae; Streptophyta; Magnoliopsida; Proteales; Nelumbonaceae. Gene Ontology annotation, molecular function: monoatomic cation transmembrane transporter activity.
CUAAGCAAACAUGAAAAGUUUCUUGAGCCCAUCACUGGUUCAAUUUGGAGUGAAGAGUCUUGCUCAUCUAAUGAGCAAAAUUCUACCCUUAUUCACUUGCUUAGGCAGGAAAUUACUUUCUUUUAGCAAAUCUCUUAGAACAUUGUCUGCUAAAUUGUAUCGGUUUUUGGCUUUUCAAGUAGACCCAUUUUGGAUUCACCUAUUCUACCUUGUCUCUGUUUCUUUUCUUGGUUUUCUGGGUUUGAAGGUUUUUAAGCCAGGGAAUGAAACAUUCAUGCCUAGCGACCUCAAUAUAUUCUUCAUGUCAGUAUCUGCAACUACUGUUUCGAGCAAUGCAACCGUCGAGAUGGAGGUUUUCUCCGGAACCCAACUAGUGGUUUUUACUCUUCUGAUGCUGCUAGGUGGAGAGGUCUUUACUUCCAUGCUGGGUCUUCAACUCAGUUUACCCAAGUACACUGCUGAAUCAGAGAAGAAUGAAAUCGAAAUUAAUGCUUGUCACAAGGAUCAGCCCAUCUCUGCCACUCCAUUCGACAUCGAAACUCAGCAGGAUUCAACUUCUAUAUCGAGCUCUGAACAAUCAAAGUUGGGUACCAGAGCUGGAUUCAACUUUGACACAGGGAACACAGGGGAGUUGAAGUAUAAUUCACUAAGGUACUUGUGCCUAAUUCUGCUGGGUUACCUGAUAUGUGUUCAUAUCUGUGGUUAUUCUCUCAUUCAACUUUACAUGAGCUAUGUUCAAAGUGCAAGGGAAAUACUCAAGAAGAAGAGGCUUCAGACAGUUACAUUCUCAGUGUUUGCGGCAAUAUCGUCUUUUGCCAAUUGUGGGUUUCUUCCGUUAAAUGAGAACAUGGCCAUCUUCAGGAAGAAUUCUGGUCUUCUGUUAAUAAUUAUCCCUCAAGUUCUCAUGGGAAAUACAUUGUUUCCAGUUUGCUUGAGAUUGAUUAUAUGGGUCUUGUGGAAAUUCACCCACAGAGAUGAAUUUGAUUACAUGUUGAAGAACACUAGCGAAAUGGGUUAUUCACAUCUUUUCUCUAGCCUUCCUACCUGCUUCUUGGGUCUCACUGCCUUAGCUUUUCUGCUGCUACAAUUUGUGCUGUUCUGCAUUCUGGAAUGGAAUUCAGAACCAUUAGACGGGUUGAAUUCUUAUCAGAAACUCGUGGGCGCAUUGUUUCAGUCUGUGAAUUCUAGACAUGCCGGCGAGUCCAUAUUUGAUUUAUCCGUUCUUUCUCCACCAAUCUUGGUUCUCUACGUCGCUAUGAUGUAUCUUCCUGCUUAUACUUCAUUUUUGCCCAUUGAACAAGAUGGACAGCUCUCAAUAAAGAAUAAAAAGGGAAAAAAGAGAAGAAGACGAUUGAUGGAAACCUUCGGAUCUUCACCGAUAGCCUACUUGGUCAUCUUUGUAAUCCUCAUUUGCAUCACUGAGAGAGAAAAAAUGAGGGAAGAUCCUCUCAACUUCAGUAUUUUCAACAUCAUCCUAGAAGUGAUCAGUGCCUACGCAAAUGUGGGGUUCUCGACUGGAUAUAGUUGUGAACGGAGGAUCAAAUCUGAUAACUACUGCAGGGAUGCUUCAUAUGGCUUUUGUGGAAGAUGGAGUAAUAAAGGGAAAGUGAUCCUUAUCAUAGUAAUGAUAUUAGGAAAGCUUAAGAAUUUCAAAACCAAAAGGGAUAAAACAUGGAAGUUGUCACUGUAUGUACAUCAAAGACAUUGAGAGAACAAUAAUAGACAAAUCCUUUAGAUGGUAAAGAAUUGCUUGCAAAGACAAAA